Messenger RNA from Suillus bovinus, 606 nucleotides. RefSeq lists its product as uncharacterized. Gene Ontology annotation, molecular function: peptidyl-prolyl cis-trans isomerase activity. The transcript has 6 exons. The record is from RefSeq and is a predicted model, not a curated record. Bases 1 to 606 code for a protein of 201 amino acids. Lineage: Eukaryota; Fungi; Basidiomycota; Agaricomycetes; Boletales; Suillaceae.
AUGGCGCUCAAUCGGCUGUCCAAAGCUGAUGAGCUUCAUGGAAAGAUGCGAGCAAAAAUCAAAGGGGACUUGCACUGGAAAUCGGACUCCGCGUACCGCCGGGGGCUUAGCGCUGAUCCUUUGAUUCGGAUCAAGAUCCGCACUCCGCCUCCCCGCCACUAUAAGUGUUGCCACAAAUCCCUAUCAUAUCUAUCUCCCCGCACCUGGUACGUGUCACCGUGUACAAUGGGCGUCAGUAUUGAGACAAUCAUUCCUGGUGACGGUAAAUCGUUCCCCAGAAAGGGCGACACGGUCACGAUUCACUACGUGGGAACACUUGAGAAUGGCACCGUCUUUGAUUCGAGCAGAGAUCGGCAAGCAUCGCACCUCUUGUCCAUGAUUAUAGCUGACAAUCAUCACCCCCAUAGUAAAGACCCUUUCGUGACACAAAUAGGUAUUGGUAAAGUGAUCAAGGGAUGGGAUGAAGGCGUGCUGCAAUUAUCGCUCGGCCAGAAGGCUAACUUGAUAGCUACUCCUGAUUAUGCCUACGGAUCACGCGGAUUUCCUCCCGUCAUUCCACCAAACUCGACCUUGAAAUUUGAGGUUGAAUUGUUGAAGAUCAAUUAA